AUGCCCUCAGCCGAAGAGCAGACAACGUCGAAACCCAAUGAGCGAACCCUGCCGCCUGACUCAAACGUGCCUAUUGACGCAAAUUGCAACACUAGCACAGAAAGACCCAGAAAACGAAAGAAGUGCAACUGCGGCAAGGCUGCUAAUGCCAACCUACCUGUCAGCACGUCCUUGCCCGCCGAUCUUAAGAACCCCCCUGUUACCCCUCCACAGCAAAUCGAGGGCAUACAGGCCACCCGCAGAACCCCGCUGGGCACCUUGAAUCAGCAGACGAUGAACAAACCCCAAGCGUUAGACCCUACCAAAUGCCCCCCAGGGUCAGAGUAUCCCUUCGAGGACGACUAUCCAUCAGAACCAAAACAUUCAGAAACUGAAUCGGAGCCGUGGAUAUACAACUGGGAUCCUGCGCAGCAGUCAUCUGUGUCUGAUGCUGAGCCAACCGCUGAGCUCCACGACAACAGGAACAAACCAACUAAUAUCGCAGCACAAUCUAAUACCGAUUCAUAA
Molecule: messenger RNA, 507 nt
Organism: Aspergillus vadensis CBS 113365
Lineage: Eukaryota; Fungi; Ascomycota; Eurotiomycetes; Eurotiales; Aspergillaceae
Exons: 1
Coding region: 1-507 (168 amino acids)
Source: RefSeq, a predicted model, not a curated record